AUGACCGAAGACGCUAAGCCCACUGAAGCUGUCGCCCCUCCUACGGGGGAAACGCUCCAGUCGCAGCAGAACACAGAUGCACAAGGCCACUUCAACGCAGCAGUCGACGAACUCCUGGACCAACUACAGCACAAAUUCGACAAUGUUUCAAGGGAUAUGUUUGGGAAGUUGGACGACAUGGCGCAUCGACUGGACGACCUCGAAUCUUCGCUAACGACUAUUACGGACGAUGCGACGCCUACGCCGGCGAAGUGA
Molecule: messenger RNA, 255 nt
Organism: Aspergillus glaucus CBS 516.65
Lineage: Eukaryota; Fungi; Ascomycota; Eurotiomycetes; Eurotiales; Aspergillaceae
Product: heat shock factor-binding 1 family protein
Exons: 3
Coding region: 1-255 (84 amino acids)
Biological process (GO): cellular heat acclimation
Cellular component (GO): cytosol; nucleus
Molecular function (GO): transcription corepressor activity
Source: RefSeq, a predicted model, not a curated record